GAUGACCAGAAGGCAGUUAUGAAGCGGAAAACGGAACUUGGUGGAACUUUCUCAACUGCAAGUUGGAUACUUUUUGUUGGUUUGUUUGCUGCGUUGCUGUACCAAAUAAUAUCAAAGAGAAGUGUUGAGGUGCAUAAUGUGAAAGCAACAAAUGCAUCUGAUUUAUCCUCAUUCAUCAAUGACUUAGAGUUUAAUAUAACCACCAUUUCUAGUAUGAGCUGUUCACAUUUACGUGGUCUUGGCACUUUAGUGACUGGGAAUCCGGGCUUUAUUGAUUAUCGAGUUGCUCCUCUUUCUACAUUUGUCAACUAUUCUUGUUUGAAUACCACCAAGGGGCCUACCAUAACUCUUAAAUGCAACAACUGUCAGCUUAGUCGAGAUAUAACAUAUCUCUCGUGGAGAUUUGUUGAUCUUCCAAAUGCCCCUGCAACUGCUGUUGGAUUUCAGUUCAACCUCACUGCAAAGAACCAUGUGAGUAGAAAACAUGUGAGUUUUGUCAGUGGAACGCUAAGGAAUGGAAGCAAUUUUGAUGACAAGCCAACUACAUAUAGAGGGGUGGAUCCAAAUAUAUUGAAAUUUAAUUUAUUUCCUAGACUAUACCAUAAUUUGCAUGAUCUCAAGCUCAUCCAACCUCUGUUUCAUGAGUUUCUCCCCGGUUCAUCUUUUGGGGAGAUAAGUCAACUCCAAGCCUCCCUUCAAAGCUCUAUUGAUGGACAAAUCAAUACCAGCUUAUGUAUCAAUUUUCUCUCAUCUUAUAUUGUUGAGAUCGACAAUCAAAAUAUCUUGGGGCCUGGUGAGUAGCAUGAACUCUCUAUAGUUGGUGUGUUCAAAAGCUUUUGUUCACUUAUGAUUGUUUCCCAUUUGUAUAGUCAUGUUAGGUAUCGUAUGUAUGUUUUCACUAAUAAAUUACUACAGGGACAGAAUACUAUCUUAUAUAAGGUUAUCAAAAUGUGUAUCAUAGUGCGUAUCAUUUUUUUAAAAAGUGUAUCAUGGACUGUAACGU
Messenger RNA from Ilex paraguariensis (yerba mate), 1003 nucleotides. Lineage: Eukaryota; Viridiplantae; Streptophyta; Magnoliopsida; Aquifoliales; Aquifoliaceae. The record is from the annotation of a GenBank genome assembly.